This is a messenger RNA of Chilo suppressalis (striped riceborer), 6588 nucleotides long. Lineage: Eukaryota; Metazoa; Arthropoda; Insecta; Lepidoptera; Crambidae. The record is from the annotation of a GenBank genome assembly.
CUUGAACAUAGAAAAAAACAAAUGCCAGAUUAGAAAUGUCAAGUUUAGAAAAGUCAAAACAAUCUCGGAGUUUUUGGCGGGAUUUCAUCGAGUGCGGUUGGCGUCUUAUUUUAAUUAUUCUUAAAUUUGUUCAUAGUGGAUAUUGUGAAAUAAAAUUGGUGUGAUUUUGUGUUACAACCGUCUGCGCAACUGAAGAAUUAGUGGAAUCUUUAAAAUAUACGCUAUUCCGGUCAAGUGGACGUGAGAAUUUUAUUGUAGUGUUGACUACCUCACAGAAGCUUAUCGAAAAAGCCAACUCGAUAUAUUUCGUGCCAAACACUCCAAGAAGCAUUAGAAUGCGUCACACCCACAUUCUAAUGUAAAAAAAGGAAGAUUAAUACAAAAAUAAGACGAUGGCUGCAUGGCUAUGCCUUUGCCUUUCUCAAUAGAGAAGAAUAGAACUAAAAAAAAAAAAAAAAACAAAACAAUCUCACGUGUCUCACUCACUGUGAUUUAAUUUGUUUCGUACAUAAUUCGGUCGUUUUGCUAUUAUUUUUAAUUCAUGUGUGAUGGGAAAACGUAAAUACGAGAAAGAGGAUGUGGCAAAAGAAACACAGCAAGUCCCAAAUUCGGAGGGCAAUGAAGGUGGUAACACAGAACAACCUCAAACCCGACAACAAACUGAUAAUAAACGGGAGAAAAGGCCUAAAAUGGGGGGUUUUGAUGUCAAACAUUUUCGAAAAGAGUUGACCGGUAAACAGGGACAGACUAUGGUUCUCACUCAAUUUCUCCAAGCCUGCUUAAAUCCUGAUAAUGAGUGUGACUAUUUGCUGGAGUACCUCAAGUCCGGAGGCAACUCUCACGAGAUCCUCUGCCAAAUCAACGAAGACAACAAGAAGAACCUUACCCUCGCUACUCCUGCCUUCCAUCUGUUUCACCUCAUCAUUCUCAAAGUCCAGUCUUCCAUUCCACACAUGAUUGCCAUAACGGAAGAAGCUUGUAGAUACUUUCUAAAUAAUUUCAUGACAACUGUAGAAAUUAUGAUCAGUGAGAACUCUGGUCCUCGGCAUAGAAAAAUUAUACUUAAACUUCUCACUUCAAUGGUAACUCUCAAUCCAGAUCUAGGUGUCGAGGUCCUGAGUCAUGCACCUCUUUCACCCAAACAUCUACAAUAUAUAGUAGAAAAGACUAAUUACAAAGAGAAAGACAAUGUAAGGACAGCAUUUGUACACUUCAUGACUUCUUUCCUCGUUGAAGGUCAUUUGCCUCUCAUAAAAGCAUUGUUGGAAAAGCAAGGGUUGCUUGCCUUAGUAAUACCUGGACUGGUACAAGAUGAAGCCGAAGCUGUGCUUAUGUUCUUGAAUAUUUUGAACAAGAAUGUUGUAAAUAAUUCUUUUAUUUCGAAAAGUUUGAAGCUGAAAACUUUUAGUCAUCAAGUUUUGCAUAAUAUUUUUAAACUCUUUGCGUGGAAAGGACCCCCAGAAUUAAACCAAGAAGCCCGAAAUGAGAUGCGUCCUGAAAUAACAAAACUUUUGUCAGAUAUUAUUCUUACCUUGUUUACUUCACAUAAAUUGGGAAUUUAUUUUGUAGACAGUAAUUUUGGAACAUCUGAUGUAAAUAAAAAUUUAAAUUUAUAUAAGGCAUUGUUAACUUUAAAAAGGCCUUGGGAAAAUGAAGUUGAAUGUGACACAAUACUACAAAUUGUUAACAGAUGUCCGGACUUACAUAGAGCUAUAAUGAAUAUUGUAGAACAGAGUUUUGAGCCUCAACACUCUCCCAUUUGGAAAGCAACUGUAGAGUUUACUAUAAAAUUAUUAGAUAAGAUGAAACCAGACGACAUAGCUCCAAGAAUGAAUAAUCUGAACUCAUCACAAGCUGCAAAUUUUGUUAGAUUUGUCACAUUGCCAGUUCCAUUAUUAAAAUUCAUUCAAAACAACCUUGGUAAUGACACUACGAUUUCAUUAUACUGCAUAAGAGUAUUAGUAAAAAUGCUACAAACAUUGAAGGGAUACAUGGAUAUUAUGAGCACAGAGGAGUCCUUGACACGAAUAUUGGAUUUAAAAAAUAAAUUAGAUUAUUUUUUACCCAAGCAUUUGCCUCCUCCAACAGUGAUUGCUUCAUUGAUUCAACAUAUUGUUACUAAUAACAUUGCGUCUGAAGAGAAAUCCAAUGACUAUAAACUUCCUAAAGUUGAAACAACUGAGUCAUUGCUACUUCUCACAGAUCUUUUGUUGUUGUAUAAUGACAUUCAUCCAUCAUUUUUCGAAAUUUUAGAAGGGAAUAUCGACAUGAAACAGAUUUUGAACUUCUCCUCGUCUUUAGAAGAAGGAAAUGUUGCACUUCUUAAGUUCAAAAUCGUGUCUUUAUGGUUAACAUUGGAUAGUUCUGUUAUAUCACAUAAUAAUCCCAUAUUCAAAGACUUGUUUAUCAUAAUGUUAGAGGUUUAUACAACUGAUGAAAAUGAGACAUGGGUGGAAGUUAAAAACACACUUUAUAAUUUCUUAAAAAAUACAUUAAUUUUUGAAGCUGAUGAAAAUGAAAUACAUAUAUUUCUAUAUUCUUUGCGCAAUUCUUUAACAAGCCCAAUAUCAUUAAUUGCUGAUAUUAUUGAAUAUGUCCUUACAAAUCUUAAGGAAUUGGCUCUUGAAGUAAAAACGCACACAGAAAAUAUUGAAAAUGUAAAUGAAAACAGUGAGAAAUAUCUAAAGAAAUUAUUUGAUGACUUAAUGGAAAACCGUAACACAGAAGAUAGUCUAUUUUUGGAUAGCAAAGCACCUUCUCCUAUUAUUUUAGGGUGUGUGCAAUAUGUUCAGAGCAACAAACUCAAACGGAAUUUAAAACAAUUUCUGUCUGUAUACAUAGCUAAUCUUUUUCAUAUUAAUUAUUCACCUGAGUUAACUGAGACUUUAAUUGGGGACUUGAAAUUGAAUACGCGGAGCUACGUUAUUGAUUGGCUCGUACAGCCGACAUCAUUGCCGGAAAGUAUAGUAGUUAAAGAUGAAACAUUAUUUAAUAUAUCAAAAUACGUUAUUGAUAAGGAAGAAUUACCACUGACACAAAUUUUUAAGGCACUUAAAGAUACUACGGAAGAAGAAGGAGACAUAGUUAUUGAUGACGUUGUUUACAAACUUGAUUUGUUUACUCAUAUCGAUAGUUCAGAGUUACAUGUUUGGGCUAACUACCUUUUAUUCUGUAUAAUACGUUUGACAAAUAUUGAAAAGUUAGAUAAGGAACAAAUACAGAAAAUAAGAAAUUGUUUCCUAUGUAUUAUUAACAUUGGUAAAAAAAGACAUAUGAUUGGUGAAUGUCGAGCAAUCCUGAUAUCACUGUUCAAAAAUCCCCAUCUAAUUAAAAUAUACCAACCGAUUAUGUUAAAAGAAAAUGCCAGCAUAUUAAUGGUUACAGAAUUUCUACUUGAAAUUAUGAUGUUGCAUGAUGACUUAAUAAAGUAUUUGAACAAGGAACAUAAAAUAUUGAAAUCAUUUCAACAAAAAAAUUAUGCUGAACUUAUGAAAGCUUUGAAUAAAAUCGAUAAAAGGAGAAACUUGGAUAGUAAACUUACGGUGAAGGUUUUAGACAUUAUCGGUAUGACAUAUGAGGAUGAUUUGCAGAUUUUCAAUAGGAUAUUUUCAUUGGAUGUAAAGUACUGUAUGAAAAAUGAUAAAGUACCGAGUUUUGUAUUAGAUGUCUUGCAAAUUUUGAUACAAAAAUAUUCAAAAUCUGUAAUGUUGGAUACUCCCGAACAUAUAAUAAGGAAAAGUGUAAAAUUGUAUACAGAACUAUUGACAAAUAAAGAUAUUAAUCCUAACCUUACAGAUUUAGAAUGUGCGUUGGCGCAACAUUUUGAAAAUAAGCCACAUCAUACUAUGUAUGUAAAUGAAGAGAUAUUUAAAAAAUUCUUCAGUGCAGUUUCCGUACAAAAGUCUACGUCCCAUCUUGCUUCAAUACUAAUAAAGCAUAAUUUGAGAUUAUGUAACAUAUUCAAAAGCCAAGUUAGCCGUCCGGAAAUCUUAUCUCAGAGAGAAUUGACCUUGCCUCUAGGAAAUGCGGUUAUGGGUAACAAACAAUUUCUUACAGAUAAUAUAGAGUUGUUUAAUCUUAUAUUUCAAGAAUAUAAAACAAACAUUAAUAAAAUAUUAGAAAAGCCUCAUAAAGCUGGACAGAUAUACAUUGCUUGCUCCGACUUCAUUAAAAAAUUAAUAGUGGAAUGUAUGGAUACAAAAGAAUGUCAGAAACAUUUCGGUAAAACUCAAAAGUACGAAGUAGUUGAACUUCCUCAUGUUAAUUUACUGCAGGCAAUUUUUCUGAAAAUGUGUUUAAAUGAGAUGUACCAUAAAAAAGAAUAUCUGGUUAACUAUAUUUCAUCCAUGCUUCACUUAAUCUCAUUGGCUUUGAAAGAUAACAAAGAAACAGAAACUGUAAUUGAAUUAGUACUAAGUAUAAACGAUGUCAUAUAUGUCUGUGAAUCCAUAGAAGCAUUUAAAUUGGAGCAAAAAGAAGAUUUCAACAAAGUUACUGAGAGUGCAGUAUGGCAGAAUUUUUGUAAAUAUGUCUUAAAAGAUUCGUUAAAAGUAAAAACUGCACCACAAACUAGUACAGCUGGUCCUCAUCUAUUAUAUUUGCUGACGAAACUAGUCAAGUUGUUUUAUACAACUGAGCACGAGGAUAUCGUGACACUAUUCGAUAUGGUGACAUCUCAUUCCGAAUUUCUAAAUGUGAUGUUGAGUCAUCACAGUCCUGAUAUAAAAUCGAGGCUAUUAGAAUUCUUGCAUACUUUGAUACAGUUGAAUAAAUCGGUCAUGAAAUCGCAGCAAAUCCCCGUGUAUUUAAGUUCGUAUCACGCGACACGUAGUCCAUGCGACAGAUUAGUUUUAUCCAUUCUACAUUUUUACGAAAGCAACGGUCAGCCUGUGAACGAAUACAAACCUUACGUUUUUGGAGAUUCAGCUGCAAAUCAUUACGCUGUUCGUAAGAGCAGAACGUCUUCUCUAUGGGGACAUCCCACCCCUAAUCGAGUUUUGAACUUGUUCGAAAGAGAUGUAGUAGACAAUACUGUGAGGAAUUUCCCCGUGACACAAAAACUUGAAUAUCAUUACGAAUUGGCUGCUAUCGACUGGUGUUCUUUAAAGGAAGCUUUCAAUAACAUGGCUCGGGAGAAUAUGUUUAAAGUGAAAGUAGCGAAAGAUAACGAGACUGCGAUCAAAAGUUUAUUGUCGAAGGCAAAGUAUGAGAAAGCGCUUGGUGUGGAUGGAGAUGUGGUGGGUUUAUCGCAGUUGGAUGAGGACUGCGGUGUCUACGAUCCAGUGUUCCUAUUCCCGUUGUUGGGUCACCUGCUGGCGCCGGGGUCGGUGGCGUCGUGCUUCAAGCUGCUGCGCACGGGGCUUCUGUCCGUGCCAGUGAUGGCGCUGAGCUCACAGUGCCCGAUGAUGAGGGCGUCCGCGUACCACGUGCUGCAUCGGUUCUGUUUGCUGCUUGAAACUGAAACGAGACAUAAAAACGACAAAUUUCUUCUCACCGAUUUCAUCAACACACUCCGACAGAGCUUGAGUACCGCUAUCGAUAAUUCAUCAAAUGGGAACGGUGGAUCGAACAACCCAAAAAAUCCGCGAAUACCAGCGAUAGACGCUUUGUACCUCGCAAGAGCUCUAACGGUGUCAACGGCUUCUGCCCAUCCGCUUUAUAAAUCUGUGAACAACUUCUUUAUAGCUAAGCAAGCGGUGGAUUUAACCGUAGUCCCAGAUUUCCUAACGCUAUUUCAUGAUAGCGACGUAGAAGCCGUAGAUAGACGUCUUUGGAUACUGGACAUUAUCAGAGAUGGAACUAAAACAAUGAUGGAUAUCAACGUUGUGUUCAAAACCAUGUGCUUGAAAAUGAUCAUGGACUUCUACUCCUCAGUUCUGUGUGAUAGAAAAGUGAAGGAGAAAAUAUUGAGCGCCAUUAAUUCUGUGAUCGCGGUUCCCAGAGCAUCUGAGAUACUUCUAGAAGGAUACGGUCUUAUGUCUUGGUUGCACGCAAUUGUGAGGCAAAUCGGAAAGGAUGAUAAAAUUUUAGUGAACGCCCUACUUAAUAUUAUAGAAAACAUGAUUUAUAGUGUUAAAAUUAAUUCUUAUUCAAAGCAUUUAGCUCUUCCCAAAAACGGUAGUAGAUUAGGAGAAUUCAAAAUUAAUAAAGAUGUAGAAAACGAAUUACUAAUAAUAUUAUACGAUCUUUUACCACACACUCAUGGUUUAGAUGCUGAUGACAUGGUUAACUAUAUAAGAAAAUAUAAUCUGUUUUCUAAAAGAGCUAUUAAAUGUUUGACGAAAAGACAAUGUUUAACAUUGGUCGCAAAAAUGGGGUCCCUAGUUGAGGACAGUGAAACUGUAAAAAUAAUGACAGAUUCAAUUAUAUUGAAUGAUUGUAAUAUUCUCAAAAGUAAAUGUAUUUCUUUAAGGUUAAAACAAAACGAUCGGAUAUUAGAAGAGUUAUUGGUGCUGACUAGAACCUAUAUUGUUUAAUAAAUUAGGAGAGAAUAAUGUGUAAAUGUAAUUAUUUGAAUGUUAAUGAAAUAUAAAUAUGUAAGUUUGUGCUUUCUGUUAAGAAUGCAUAAUUAAAAGAAUAAGACUUGAA